GUCUUACCUCUCAUCUUUUUUUAUUUUCUCCAGCAAACUUCACUUCAGUAUUUCAAUAUACAAAUCAGCUACACUCUCCUUCGCAUUCAAGAGUAUCAAUUUGCAAUCAUGUCUUCUACAUACGCCCUCCCAAAGUCUCACCAAGAGAUGUUGGAAAAGUCUUUGGUUGAGACUGAUCCUGAGAUCGCUGAGAUCAUGAAACUCGAGAUCCAACGUCAGCGUGAAUCGAUUAUUCUUAUUGCCUCCGAGAAUGUUACCUCCCGUGCCGUUUUCGAUGCUUUGGGAUCACCCAUGUCAAACAAAUACUCUGAGGGAUACCCAGGUGCCAGAUACUAUGGUGGAAACCAGCACAUUGACUCUAUUGAGUUGACCUGCCAAGCUCGUGCUCUCAAGGCAUUCAACUUGGAUUCCGAGAAAUGGGGUGUCAAUGUUCAAUGCUUGUCUGGUUCCCCAGCAAACCUCCAAGUUUACCAAGCUAUCAUGAGACCUCAUGACAGACUCAUGGGUCUUGAUCUCCCACACGGUGGCCAUUUGUCCCACGGUUACCAAACCCCCCAGAGAAAAAUCUCUGCCGUAUCAACAUACUUUGAGACCUUCCCAUACCGUGUCAACUUGGAGACUGGUAUCAUUGACUAUGAUCAACUCGAGGCCAACGCUUUGAUGUACAGACCAAAGGUUCUCGUUGCUGGAACAUCUGCUUACUGCCGUCUUAUCGAUUACGCCCGUAUGCGCAAGAUCGCUGAUCUCGUUGGUGCUUACCUCGUUGUUGAUAUGGCUCACAUCUCUGGUUUGAUCGCCGCUGGUGUCAUCCCAAGUCCUUUCGAGCAUGCUGAUAUCGUUACCACCACAACCCACAAGUCUCUCCGUGGUCCUCGUGGUGCCAUGAUCUUCUUCCGCAAGGGUGUCCGCAAGACUGAUGCCAAGACUGGAAAGGAGACCCUCUACGACCUUGAAGGCCCAAUCAACUUCUCCGUCUUCCCAGGUCACCAAGGUGGACCACACAACCACACCAUCACAGCUCUUGCUGUUGCCCUUAAGCAAGCCACAACUGAUGACUUCAAGAAAUACCAACAGCAAGUUGUUGACAAUGCUAAAGCUCUCGAGAAUGAGUUCAAGCAAUUGGGCUACAAGCUUGUAGCUGACGGUACUGACUCACACAUGGUUCUCCUCGAUCUCAGAGCACAAGCACUUGACGGUGCCCGUGUUGAGGCUGUCUUGGAGCAAAUCAACAUUGCUUGCAACAAGAACUCUAUCCCAGGUGACAAGUCUGCUUUGACCCCUUGCGGUAUCCGUAUUGGUACCCCAGCUAUGACCAGUCGUGGAUUCGGUACUGAGGACUUCAAGAGAGUUGCAUCAUACAUUGAUCAAAGCAUCAAGAUCUGCAAGGAAGUUCAAGCUGCUCUGCCAAAGAGUGACAACAAGCUCAAGGACUUCAAGGCUAAGGUCGCCGGUGGUGAAGUUGAGAAGAUCAAUGAAUUAAGAAAGGAGAUUGCUGAGUGGGCCAGCAGCUUCCCUCUCCCAGUUGAGGGCUGGAGAGAGUAAAUGUUUGAUAAUUUGGCAUUUGGUUAUGGUGUUCAUGGUUUGGGUGUGGGUAAGAAAAAGCAAUUAGGAUUCAUCAUUUGCAGGCGCUACUUCUUUUGACUGACUCAACGUCGUCAUGAUAUACCAGGGAGUGGCAGGGGGUUUAUGAAGGAAAAAAAGUUUAGAGGUCGAGUUCAAUAGACCAUAUGAGAUACCUAGAUAGAAAAUCAACUGUUUCUAUCGUCACUUUGUAUUGAAGUAUUUUGUAUUGCGUUUCAGAGACCAAAACGUGAAUGUUUAUUCAGUGAACAGAUUACGGACGUAGUACCACCUACCAUUUCUACCUUCUGGACAUACAUUACACAUUAUGGGCGCUCAACAAACUGCGAGAGAGAUAGAUUUAGGUUAGGAACUAACCAGGAUAAUUAGGUAAAAUACUACCUAGGCAGGUCGAUAAUAUGGUUGAUUA
Messenger RNA from Botrytis cinerea B05.10, 1990 nucleotides. It is a transcript of the gene Bcshm2, whose product is annotated as Bcshm2. The transcript has 4 exons. Gene Ontology annotation, cellular component: cytoplasm. Lineage: Eukaryota; Fungi; Ascomycota; Leotiomycetes; Helotiales; Sclerotiniaceae. The record is from RefSeq and is a predicted model, not a curated record. The coding region runs from base 109 to 1542 and encodes 477 amino acids. Gene Ontology annotation, biological process: folic acid metabolic process; L-serine catabolic process; tetrahydrofolate interconversion. Gene Ontology annotation, molecular function: pyridoxal phosphate binding; cobalt ion binding; glycine hydroxymethyltransferase activity.